This is a messenger RNA of Scophthalmus maximus (turbot), 2317 nucleotides long. RefSeq names its product probable transmembrane reductase CYB561D1 (gene cyb561d1). Gene Ontology annotation, molecular function: transmembrane monodehydroascorbate reductase activity. The record is from RefSeq and is a predicted model, not a curated record. NCBI's taxonomy places the organism in Eukaryota, Metazoa, Chordata, Actinopteri, Pleuronectiformes, Scophthalmidae. The transcript has 3 exons. The coding region runs from base 542 to 1246 and encodes 234 amino acids.
GAAGUUACACUCGCGGUCGCCAACGACUGUCCGCGCCGCCACCAGACGCUGUAAGAGCGGCGUCUGCGUCUGAUUCAGUGGCCGACGUAGUCUGUACGAAAAAAUAAUCAGAUAGUCCGCUUUAUACACUCCGUCAGAUCGACGAGCACGAGACGACGACCGGAAGUGACUCGGUUUAGCCUUCAUAAAACAAUCCGUUCAAACCGGAAACGUCGCCGCACUCGCGGAGGUUUGACGACGAGCAGCGGCCCGGGGGGGGGGAGGAGGAGGGGGAGGGGGGAUGUGAGUGACAGAGGAAACCAGAGCUUCACAUCCUCUGCUUCGGGUCACACCUGCCGCACGUUGACGUCACCGACGUCGUUCACCUGCGCCACACCGGAAGUACCUGCUGCCUGACCUGAGCCCCACCGAGCUCCUCCUCCGAUCUCCGCGCUUCACCACGACGUGACCAUGGAGCUCCCGCGGAGUCCGCGAGGCGCGCUCGGGCCCCCCGGGCCCCCCUGCCCCGCCGGAGGCAGCAGGUAGCCGCCAGGCGGGCGCGAUGAUGCGGUGCGACGUGGAGUACAGCCCGGUGGGAGAGGUGCCGGCGAUGCGCGACUUCUGGCUGUACGUGUGGCUGCGGCGGGCGGCGGUGAUGGCGGCGCACGUCACCGGCCUGGUCCUGACCCUCGUCAUCUGCCUGCUGUCCAGACCCGGAACCAGUCUGUUCUCUUGGCAUCCGGUGUUGAUGUCGGUCGCGUACUGCCUGUGUAUGACGGAGGGCAUCCUCCUAUUUUCCGCCGAGGGAAAUCCCUUCUGCUUCAAAUCCCGCAAAGGCAAAGUCCGUCUUCACUGGUUCUGCCAAGCUCUGGUCCUGAUCGCCGCGGCCACUGGCCUGGGCUUCAUGGUGGCGAGCAAGAACGUGUCGGAGCUCCCCCACCUGGCCACCUGGCACAGCCUGCUGGGCGCUGGCACCCUGGCGGCCACCGUGCUGCAGGCGGCCUGCGGCCUGUGCGUGGUCUUCCCCAAGCUGCUGUGUCUCACUUCCUCCCUGCCCAAAGUGAAGCUGUACCACGCCACCUGCGGCCUGGUGGUCUACCUGCUGGCCACUGUCACCGUGGUGUCGGCCAUGUUCUCAGACUGGUUCCAGGCCUCGGUCAAAGGCUUGGCCUGGUGGGUCUUCCUCCUGCUGCCCUUCCUCCCGGCCCUGGUGGUGAUGAACCAGAUCAGUGGUGCCUACCUGUCGCGCAAGAAGAUCACCAGCUAGAAGGAGGCGAGGCUCAAACACCAAUAGCUGAUGCUGACUAAUGGAUCAAUUUGCACCUUAAAAUGACAAUUUCUCUUCGCAAACGUUCACACAGAUGAUUCGGCUGUCGUCCACCAGGACGUUAACAGCUCAGUUACAUAAUCGGUGAAAUGACAGAAGUCAGCUUGUGGCAGUAUUGAGGGAACCUCGUCGUAUGGAUGUCAGAUAUGUUUCAGAUAUGUUUCCUUUGAUGCCUCCCGGACUGCAGCUUGCAACACUUCAACUCGGAGAAUCAAAUGACCCUAUGCACAAUGUGUGUGUGUAUGUAAACACACGAACCCGAGGACACAAUAAACCACGUGUGAACUGUUUCUGUCCGUCGUCUGUCCAGAGGAACAAUUGCAGUGAAAGUCAAAGUGUGACAGACUCUGUGUGUCGACUGCUUUCUGACUGUGGAUGAUUCUAGACCAGCCUGGAAAUUCUAUUUAUUUAUUUAUUCAGCAAUCAUUUCCAAGAAAAAAAAGUUUUAAGGCUGAAUGUAGUGUUUCAGCAUUGAAAGCUGCAUCAAUUUAUAACUUUAUUAUCAACACCGAAUCCAGCCAUGACACGAGACAGUGGAGCAGUCAGGAGGAUCGCUCAUCACGCCUGCCUGCCUGUUCUGAUUCUCUGAUUCUGUCUCUGGUCCAUGAACCCGACAUACUUCCUGCACUGAUGUUUUUCUCAGGAGUUUGUGAUAAACUUCUCUUCGCCAGGUCGACCCGUCUGCUGAACGGGCGUUUAUGAAUAUGCAACUGUUUGACUCACUUGAACAUGUGAGAAUUGAUCUCAAUCUCUGAGAAGUGAUUACUAAUGUAAAAACGUAGCUGAUUGCGCUGAAUAAAUCAUGAACUUGUUCUUGUUAGGGGGGCAGGCGAGCAACGAUAAUCAUACACUGAUUGUAAGACCUGAUGAGCGUCAUAUAUUUAUUUGGUUGUUUGGCAUAUUUUCAUUCUGUUUCAUCGUGAAUGUUUUGACUUCUUUAACGUGAAGCACUUUGUAUUGCAAUUUGUGCAUUAAUUGUGCUUUAUAAAUAAAGUUUGAAGAUUUCAUUCA